Messenger RNA from Pleuronectes platessa (European plaice), 4543 nucleotides. RefSeq names its product sodium-coupled neutral amino acid transporter 3. NCBI's taxonomy places the organism in Eukaryota, Metazoa, Chordata, Actinopteri, Pleuronectiformes, Pleuronectidae. The transcript is spliced from 17 exons. The record is from RefSeq and is a predicted model, not a curated record. The coding region runs from base 238 to 1815 and encodes 525 amino acids. Gene Ontology annotation, molecular function: L-histidine transmembrane transporter activity; L-asparagine transmembrane transporter activity; L-glutamine transmembrane transporter activity. Gene Ontology annotation, biological process: L-glutamine transport; histidine transport; asparagine transport.
GGAACGCACGACAUUGAACCCGUGCGCAGGGAAGGAGGACGGACGCAUAGCGGGGCAGAGGCAGGACGACGGCAGCCGAGCACCGAGCGCAGGAGCCAAGAGUGUGUGUGCGUGUGUGCGUGUGGAGAUAUUUGGAGUUGGAGGAGGACGCUGGUACUUUUUUUGGAUCACUGGUGGAAAAUAUAAACCUCCCUCCCAACAAAAUAUCCACAGACGGAUUAUUACAUACACGCAGAUAUGAGUGAAGAUAAACCAACCGAGACUGUGGAAACUGCUCCUGCGGAGGGGAACGCUAUUCCUAAUGGGAAAGGCCAUGACCCCGGUGAGGACAUCACCGCGUCGGCCAAAAGCCCAGCAGCAGGGGACAGUGGAAAAGAAACUGUACCCAAUAGUACCAUGAAUGACAGUCCUCCCAGAACUGAGAACAGUGCGGUCAACCUCCCAGAGAGCCAGGAGUUCUUAUCCGAGGUGGAGGACAAAAAUACCAUACGCUUCACAGAUUUUGAAGGAAAAACCUCGUUCGGGAUGUCCGUCUUCAACCUGGGCAACGCCAUCAUGGGAAGUGGAAUCCUGGGUCUGGCCUUCGCCAUGGCCAACACAGGUGUCGUCCUGUUUCUGGUCCUUCUGACAGUGGUGGCCGGCCUCUCAGCAUAUUCCAUCCAUUUGCUGCUGAAGUGUUCUGGUAUCGUAGGUAUUCGUGCGUAUGAGCAGCUCGGCCAAAGGGCAUUCGGGACCCCGGGGAAAAUGGCGGCAGGUAUUGCUAUCACACUGCAGAACAUUGGAGCCAUGUCUAGUUACCUGUACAUAGUCAAGUCCGAGUUUCCUCUGGUCAUCCAGGCCUUUCUGAAUGUGGAUAAACCUGCAGGUGAAUGGUACAUGAAUGGAAACUACCUGGUCAUCAUUGUAUCUAUUGCUGUAAUAUUACCACUGGCUCUAAUGAAACAGCUCGGAUACCUGGGAUACACGAGCGGCUUCUCCCUGUGCUGCAUGGUUUUCUUCCUGGUUUCGGUCAUCUACAAGAAGUUCAACAUCCCUUGUCCGUUUGUGGACUUUGUAUUCAACGGAACCGCCAGCGUCCUGAACAUCACUGCUAUGGACCCUGGCGGGGAGGAAAACCCUGCUUGUAUUCCCAAAAUGGCCAACCUCAACUCGCAAACGGCCUACACCAUCCCUAUCCUGGCGUUCGCCUUUGUGUGCCACCCUGAGGUCCUGCCCAUCUACACCGAGCUGCGCAAUGCCACCAAGAAAAAGAUGCAGCAUGUGGCCAACAUCUCCAUUGCAGUCAUGUACAUCAUGUACUUCCUGGCUGCUCUAUUUGGAUACCUAACUUUCUAUGGUGAGGUGGAGUCGGAGCUGCUUCACACCUACAGCCGCAUCGACCCGUACGACAAUCUGAUUCUGUGUGUGCGCGUGGCCGUGCUCACUGCUGUCACACUCACUGUACCCAUCGUGCUCUUCCCCGUCCGGAGAGCCCUUCAGCAGAUGCUGUUUCCCAACAAGACCUUCAACUGGCCUCGCCACAUCGUCAUCGCCAUCAUUCUGCUCACGUGCAUCAACCUGCUUGUCAUCUUUGCCCCGAGCAUCCUGGGCAUCUUUGGGAUCAUUGGUGCCACAUCCGCCCCCUGUCUCAUCUUCAUCUUCCCUGCUGUCUUCUACAUCCGUAUUGUUCCCAAAGAAGAGGAGCCGCUGAGCUCGUGGCCCAAAAUCCUGGCUUUCAUUUUCGCUGGGAUCGGCUUCCUGUUUAUGAUAAUGAGCCUCAGCUCUAUCAUCAUUGAUUGGACGUCGGGUUCCAGUAAUGCCAGCAGUGGCCACUAGGCACCACAUUCCCUCCUCCUUUUUUUCAGGUUUUAUAUUGUUGAUUUAGACCUGUGUUGUAAUGUUACCGUGUUUUCUCUGGAUCAUGUGUGGUGUUGAAGAUGCCCUCUGUGUUUUCCGUUAGAAACGUUUAGAGUCGAGAGCUCGGGACGAAUCUCUGUCCCUCCGCAAACGCUCUGGCUCUGAUUACGUUGAGUCGUACUGUAACAUCCUGCCAAACAGUGCACCUCCAGGCCGGUAAACUUUGUCGGAAAGCUGAAGGUGAAUUCACUGAGAGGCCGGGUGCGGAGCGAUUGGUGUUGACACAUUGGAGGCUGUGCCUUGUGAAAUGGAUGUAAAAACUAAAAAAAAACUAAAAAAAAAGCUCAGUCAUAAUGUAGAAUGCUGCUGUCUGUAUACACCUCCCCUUGCCGUCCGUGCAUCAUUGAUUUGUAAACUGCUCCUCAGAUCAGAAAACAAUUGAAUAAUAGACAAUUCUUAUAUGAUUGCUAUGUCUAUUAAUAUUUUUAUUUUAAGUAUUUUGAAUAACUGUAUAUUUGCUAUUCUCUGCAACUGCAGAGGGAAGUGAUACUAAAAGCUGAUGCACAGAUUAAAAGAUGAAUUAAAGGAAUAGUUCAAAAUGUCUGCUUAUCAGCUUGACACCAGGCUUCCUUAGCUUAGUAUGAAGACGGGAAAAUGUUUGAACUAUUCCUUUAAUGUGUGCAGCCCUUAUCUCCAGCUCCACUAACUUGUGCUGUUGUUGUUUAUUUAAUAGCAUUUAAGAGUCUCACCUUUUACAGAGCAGGGUGCAGAACCACUGAGAGCCUGUGGUGCGGCGCUGCAAGCACAUUUAUCAACACAUUCCUAAACAAUAUAUAUCUAUAUAUAUAUAUUUUUUAAUAAUACCAGUCUCUACUUGAUUGAAACCUCAGACGAUGCAGUAUGGACUGAUCAAUGUAGGAGAGGCAGGUUUCAGGUGACAGAUCUCCAUAUAUAAAAAGGCCUGUAGUGUGCAGAGAGAAUCUUCUUUUUCAGUAUAACUGCACACAUGACAGUGAUAAAUGGUACCAGAGACCAAAGGUGGAUUAUAAACUGAUAAGGUAAAUGAAAAGAAGAAAGUUCCUCUUCGUCCUCAGGCGGGACGAGGAGGAACUGGCCGAUCGGUUUGGCUUGUUUCUGAAAAUUCACUGGAGGUAAUCAGAGAUAAAACAACAACAGGGUCACUUCAUGAAGUGGUUAACAGCAGUGUGGGAUCUGUAAAUAGUUCUGUGUCCAGCACAAGCUCGAUCCCGACCUGGGAUUGACCGUCUCUUUAACAAUCUUGAAAUGUUGGUGGUUAGAAAUAGCACUGUCCUCUGAAAAGCACAAAAUUCUUGUAGCCGUUUAAACAGCAAAUAAUUCGAGAGAGAUUUUGCUCACAUAAACUAAUGAUAUUUCAAUGCAUAUCCCUUUGUAUGACUAAAUCUGUCAAUUGAAUUAAUCAAUCUAAUGUAGAUUCAGAGGAAAUUAUCAAUGUAUCAAUGAUAUAAUAUGGAUGUCUUCUCGAACAUUACUUGAACUGAUGUUGUUACCUAUAGCAUUUCCUGUGAGCCCCCCGCGACCAUCAGCGCCAUCCUCUGGUCUGUUUUGUAGACGCAACGACAAACUAGGUGGAUGGACUGUUGGAGGUUUUUAAGUGUCCGUGCUGUUUUAAAAAAUGAAAACAUGGCUCCACUGUAUUUGAACUAUAGUACCUGUAUGCAUUUGUCUUGUAAACCUGGACCUAUGACCCGAUCACAAGAAUUAAUAUAAUUCAUAGCCUUGAUAUAUUAACUGUUGUUUUAAACUUCACGUUUAAUGUUUAUUCGGCGUAUCAGUUGAUUCUGAAUCAGUGAUGAAAUGCAAGAUGCGAAACCUGUCAAUGAUUGUCUUCUCUUGUAUUUUUUUUAUUAAACCUGUUAUCAUCAGCGGCUUGGAUUAGGUCUUUCCUCGCCGCUCGUUGGCAGACAUUUACCUACUAACUCAGAGUUGUUAGUGAGCUGGUGUACAGGUUAAAAUCUUCUUCCACCUGACUACAGUGAGUGCUGUAUGGGUAACUGAGUGUCGUCCUGUCCGUGUAUCACACAACAAACCUCUUCUAAUCAAUUUGUAUUUGAUUGUAUCCAGGCCUUUGGUUGUCUAUGUGUAUCUGUAUGCAGAGGGAAACAUCUGAAUCAGCCACAUUGGUGUCAUCAAGUGUUACUAAGCCAAUGAGUGUGUUAUAUCUAUCCCCAACUUCCUGUUUUUGCCUACGAUGAAGCCAUUUGGUAAAUUAAGUCAAAUACAAACAACACACACACACACAUACACUUCAAAACCUCACAACAUGCAAAAAGAAGUGAAGGGAAACGCCAGUGGCUGAUACAAGAUGAUCUUUGGGGACCUGUAUUCAGAUCUCAGUGAUGUCAGUCUCCCUCUUUUUGUGUGAUUUAUUGAAACGUGUGUGAUUGAAUAGCGACAAAAAGUAUCGACACCGGCCAGCAAUUAUAAAUAAUGUAUAUAAAUGUAUACCCUUUAUAUAUUCUAUAUGCAUAUCUAGUUUGUAUAAUGUAAAUAGUAAUUCAAAGUUUUAGUCCAAUUAAAAUAUAAAUGUAAUCAUUUUCAAAGUGCUUUUAAACCUUUUGGUCCUUCGAUUCCUGUCUAUUUUCUUGUAUCUCUAUAUAUUUUAAUAUGUUUCUGGCAGUUAUUGUACUGUAAACAAUGUUGCAAUAAAGAUAAAGAGGUAACAUAA